AUGUCAGAGGACGAAGACGAGGAAGAAGAAUCAGAGCCACGAUCUGUUGUCGUCGAAACUGAUUUCAAUUUUACUGAAUUCGUUUACAGGUUCGCCAAUGUAAAAAUUGUAAAAGCUAUGUUACUUCUGCUGCAACAAUUUGACAAGAACACAGACGAACUGAAUCAUUACGUUAACAAGAUGCUUCAUCGGGUGGCUUGGGAUUGCAAACAGCCGGGAAUGAUGUUUCAGGCAUCGAUGUUUCGUGUCUUUCAAAGAAUUCUUGAAUCGAGGUAUCCUGGCCACAAGGAACUCCAAAAGUUCGCUGUCUUCAUAAUCCGCCGUUUCAUCGAAGUCGCGCAGAAGAACCGGAAAGCGUACAUGGAGCUGCUCUUCUGGAAGACCACUCGUGACGCGACCGCGGUCGUCGAGGGUUACAACGCGGAAACGGAUAACAAGAAAGUUUCGCGCAGCCUGUGGACCGAAGCCCAAGAGGACGAGUUACGCACGCUCUUUAUGGAACAUCAGACUAACAACUAUCCCCAAGAUGUGAUCGACUGGAUACUGGAACACAUUAAUCAAGAACGGACACGGCGUGGUAUUAUAAAAAAACUGAAAGAGUUGUGCUUAAUUGUGAAUUCUAAGGCUGUACGAAGCGAGGUGCUGAAAAGGCUUCCGCAAGAAUGGUCCGAAGAGGAGGUUGCUCGGCUCAAAGAGCUUUGGGAAGAACUAAAAAAUGACGACGAUCCCGUGGAGCUGAUCUUCAAUGGGCUCACAAUAAAGCGGUCGAAGCCAAAGAUCAAGGAGAAGCUUUUGGAAUUAGGAUUGGCCGCGGAUCGCAAGGAGCUGCGCAAGAAGCGAUCCAGAAAAAGCAACCACGGUAAAUCGUUUUGGGAAACACGGUCUGCCAGUAAUUCCGACGAGGAUGAAGACACAGACGAAGAAGUUGGAAGAUCCUCGGGGGAUGGUAACACAACUUCCAAUAAACCGGCGAACAACGGAGGGAAGAAAAGUACGAAGAAACGGGCAACAAUAGUCUACACGGAUGCACAAUUAUCUGGACUGUUGAAGGAUGUCAUCGAAAAAAAUAUGAGCACAGCUCUGGAAUGGAUCAAGGAAUCCCUGCAGGAUGUCCUGGACGAUCGAGACGAGGAAAGCUCCGAAGGUAUCCCCUUAGUCCCACUGACAGAUUAUUCGGUGGCCGCGAUGGAUUCGCCGAGCUUUCAAAAGCUUAUUCGAGCUAUGGGAUUCACACCUCCCUCUAAUGAACAGGAAUCUUAUUGGCGUAUACCGGCUAAUAUGCUUAGGUCGACGAUUCAAAAGCGCUGCAAUCUUAUUGACGCUGGAUUGGCAGGAAACUUAAUUGUCGAAGAAGAAAAACCAGCACCAGCAAAAAUAGAAUUGGAUAGCGAUAAAAACAAUGAAAGCGACGAUGACGUCGAUGUUCUGGAAAAUAUUAAAAAAUACUUCACUUCUAAAGCUGAAGAACAACCAUCAACGUCUGGCAAUUCUAAACCUAGAGUUAGUUCUACACCCAAGCCAGUGAAAAGCUCAACAGUUUCUUCGAACUCCAUAGAGUGUGACGGUCCAGAAAUAGAGGAAGCAGAAGCAGGAAACUCGCAGACAGUCGAAAUUUCUAAAACCGAGAAGAAAGAUUCCAGUGGUCGCGUUAAAUUACUUAUCGACUCGUCUGAUUCUGAAUUGGAAAUUGAAAUCAACACUAUAGAUGCUCAAGACGAAGGGAAGAGAUAUCGAUCCGACAGCUCAGACAAGGAGAAUGGAGCAGUAAAAAAACGUCGUCUACUGGAUAGCGAUGAAGAACAAGAGCCAUUAACGUCUCAGGAUACCAAGCAGAAAUUCACUAAAACCAUAAUUAGUGACGACGAAGAGGAACCAGCGCAAGAGCAACGUAAUCAACACAGGUCAUCUCAUGUAAUGAUUAGCGACGAUGAAGAUUAA
Molecule: messenger RNA, 1938 nt
Organism: Habropoda laboriosa
Lineage: Eukaryota; Metazoa; Arthropoda; Insecta; Hymenoptera; Apidae
Product: protein timeless homolog
Exons: 13
Coding region: 1-1938 (645 amino acids)
Biological process (GO): DNA repair; replication fork arrest; DNA replication checkpoint signaling
Cellular component (GO): replication fork protection complex
Molecular function (GO): DNA binding
Source: RefSeq, a predicted model, not a curated record